This is a messenger RNA of Sinocyclocheilus anshuiensis, 737 nucleotides long. Its product is annotated as vasoactive intestinal polypeptide receptor-like. Gene Ontology annotation, cellular component: plasma membrane. The annotation marks the transcript as partial. Lineage: Eukaryota; Metazoa; Chordata; Actinopteri; Cypriniformes; Cyprinidae. Gene Ontology annotation, molecular function: peptide hormone binding; vasoactive intestinal polypeptide receptor activity; G protein-coupled peptide receptor activity. The record is from RefSeq and is a predicted model, not a curated record. Gene Ontology annotation, biological process: cell surface receptor signaling pathway; adenylate cyclase-modulating G protein-coupled receptor signaling pathway. The transcript has 7 exons.
GUCUUUUGCAGGUUGGUGCUGUUCAGAUGUGUGACGUGGUAAAUGAGAUUGAGCUGGCAAGAGAGCGGUGCGAGAAUAAAACAGCAGGAAACGUCACAUCAGGCUGCAAAGGGAUGUGGGAUAUUAUUGCUUGCUGGCCAUCAGCCAAAGUUGGGGAACAUGUGGUUAUUCCCUGUCCAAAUUACUUCAGACACUUCUCUGAUCAUCAUGAGGGUAACCUCUCAAAGACCUGUACUGCUGAUGGCUGGACCGAGAUGGACCCGAUGGAAAUCGCAAUACAUUGUGGCUAUAAUCUGAAUGGCACUGUUGACGAUGAUAGUUUCUUUAGGUCGGUGAAGAUCGGCUACACCAUCGGGCACAGUGUUUCUCUCAUCUCUCUCACCACUGCCAUUGUCAUACUUUGUAUAUUCAGGAAACUCCACUGCACGCGGAACUACAUCCACAUGCACCUGUUUGUGUCCUUCAUUCUGAAAGCCAUCGCCGUCUUUGUCAAAGAUGCGGUGCUCUACGAUGUUAUUCAAGAGUCUGACAACUGCUCCACUGGUUCUCGGUAUGUCAAGGUGAUCUUGCAGAUGGCCACACACCAGAGACGCAACAUACUGAAACUCCACUGCACGCGGAACUACAUCCACAUGCACCUGUUUGUGUCCUUCAUUCUGAAAGCCAUCGCCGUCUUUGUCAAAGAUGCGGUGCUUAUUCAAGAUAUUCAAGAGUCUGACAACUGCUCCACUGGUUCU